CAAGAUCUUUGCCGCCUUUUUGCAUUCUCCUACAAUACUGAAGUUAGCGACGGUUGCUCGGAAUAGCUUUCGCAAAGAGACUUACCGGCAAGGUUUGUAGGAAUGGGAGAAUUAAUGCCAAGCUUGUCCAUUGAAAGAGUUAGUUGGGGUGUGGAAGGAAGCUGACUUUGCUAGCCAAGCAAUUUUGAACGAGGUAAAAAUGACUGCCAAAACGCAUGAUUUCCCUGACAAAAACAUUUCGGCAGUGGUAAUGUUGCUGUUUUCUGUUAUUUCUGCUCCAUUUCAAACACUUACUGCGACAUUCAAGGCAUAUCCCCGGUUUUUAUUCUAUCAAUUGCUACAAUACUUCCUACCCAUUACUAUCUAUUCACGUUUAAACACUUGACACGGCAUCAUGGCUUCCUCAUUCUAAUUCUGUAACUCCCAACAUUCCUCGUCAAAUCACCUCCAAACUUUUCUUUCCAAAACUCAUGCAAUAUCACUUUCUAACAACAAACAACCUCUUCACGUUAUUGUGUUCUC
Umbelopsis ramanniana AG is the source of this 522-nucleotide messenger RNA. RefSeq lists its product as uncharacterized. NCBI's taxonomy places the organism in Eukaryota, Fungi, Mucoromycota, Umbelopsidomycetes, Umbelopsidales, Umbelopsidaceae. Bases 200 to 385 code for a protein of 61 amino acids. The transcript has a single exon. The record is from RefSeq and is a predicted model, not a curated record.